Molecule: messenger RNA, 774 nt
Organism: Aureobasidium musti
Lineage: Eukaryota; Fungi; Ascomycota; Dothideomycetes; Dothideales; Saccotheciaceae
Source: the annotation of a GenBank genome assembly
AUGAAGACCUCCAUGAUCCUUUCCUCUUUGGCCUUGGCCCUCCCUGCCUUCGCUGCCCCUGUCACUUCGUCCUCCUCCUCCACCGCCUCUGGCUGUGUUGCUAAGGACAACGCUUGCCGUGCCAGCGACCCCGUUACUGGCCUUUCCGCCAACCAGGCCCAAUGCUCUGCCGACAACGCCGCCUGCAAGGGAACCACCCGCGGCUCUGACGGCCUCUCUGCCAACAUGGCCCAGUGUGCCGCCGACUACGCCGCCUGCCUGGGCGAGAACCCCUUCUCCAAGCGCUCUGCUCCUUCCGGUGCCUUUGGCGGUAUCGCCAUCCACUCUGGCUCCGACAUCCAGUUUGCCUCUGUCAACGCUGCUGGCUCCAAGUUCUGGCUCAAGAAGGACACCAAGACUUACUGUCCUGAAGUCGUGGGCUCUGCUUGCCCCAACACCACAAGCACACAAUUCGUUGGCGGCGACAACACACUCAGCCUUGACACUAUUGUGCCCGGCGGCCAGCAAAUCUACGUUGCCGUUGAUGGUACAUUGAGCUUUACUGCUCCUCACUCUGCUUCCACUGGCGCUGCUGGAUCGAUGGUUGAGGGCUUCAGCCUUGCUCAGAACGGUGAGCACGUCCAGUUCCAAGGCAAUGAUUGGCUUGCUUGUCCUAGCGAGGGUGGUUCUUACGCUGUCUAUGCUGCUGCUAUUGCCCAUGAUGCUUCUGCUUGCACUGGCUUUGCUUUCAGAGUUGCCGACUCCACUCUUCCUGCUGCUUGGGAGUACAACUAA